UUUGGUUUCUUAGCAACCAGAGUGUAAACAAGAAGUAGCGUAGUUUGAGGCGUCUUACGGGGGAUCCGUUUCGAAAACCGUUUUCCGGUCGCGAUGUUUAACGUCGAAUCGGCCGCGGACCGCGUCGCGAGGAUGAAUCUGCAAACGCGUCGCGACAGAGAGACCGAAAGACGGGAGAGGAUUUUUAACGACAAAGUGCGGACGAUCGGGGUUGACAAGGAAGCCUUAAACGACCAGAUGAAAGAGAAAGAGAAACGACAAGAUGCAGCAAAACAGGAGAAACACGCUGGUGAUGCUGCUCUGCUCCAUCACAGGAAGGUGGCGGCCCUCCUCCACGGCAGAGAGCUAAAGGAGAGGCGCGCGAUGGAGAAGGCCAUUGUCGACUACCGACGGCAGUACCAGCAGCCUCUGCGCCAGCGGGGUUUUGACCCGGAGGAUGCCCAGAUGAUGCUCCCCGGCCUGGUGGGCGAGGAGCCCGACGGUGGGAGCAGGCGAAGCAGGCAGAAGGAGCAGCUCAGAGAGUGGCUCCUUCAGCAGCAGAGGGAGCGAACGGCGGAGAGGCAUCAACAGAAACUGGACGAGCGCCACUAUGGCCAAGGCAGAGAAGACAUGGACAACAAAGCUCUGCAGCUCCAAAGCAUCGAGAUGGAGCGGAGAAAAGCAGCACUCGUUGCCACUACGGAGUACAACCGGGCCAUGAUUGAAGACAAGUGCUGCAAGCAGGGACAACAUGAUGACGUGGGUACCGCGAACCAUCUGCGAGGAGAUCUGACAGGUGGAGGCGCCGAACCCCCCGAGGGCAGAGUGCCGGUGCCUGUUUGGGGUUCUAGCGGUGAUAAGAGAGCACCUCCGCAGAGCCUGCUGGAGACCAUCCAGUUCCAGAAAUAUCAGAUAGAGGAGAAAAGGACGGCCGUGGAAAGAGAAAAGCGAGAGGAGGAGCAGCACGACCGUGUGCGUUUGGACUCGGGCCGUGCGGCUCUGUUACUGGAGAGGCGGCAAACCAAACUGAACAAGCAGCUGAGACGACAGCUGGACAGCACCAAUGUCCGGCUGGCGGAAACGCGCAGACAACAGUCGGUUAUUCACUCGUAUACGCGCACGGUGGAUUUAAGCGACAAAAACUGUGUCUCACUCAGUGUGUGUGUGAACUGCUGUUGGUUUUAGGAACCCGGACAUGAAAAGAGGAUCCAUUGACGACAGCUUCUUCUCCCAAUUCAACACCUGCAGCAGAUGAUGGAUGGCUGAGUAUUGAUAAUGGUGCAAACCACAUGGAAUAAAGUGGCCGUACAUCCGCAGUUGUUUUUUAGAUCGUGUCAAAUGUAUUAUUUCAGAAGUUUAAGACAUUGUGAACAUCAUCUAGAUGUAUUUCAGUCAGUUGUUUGGACACAAAAUACAGCCUAAAUACAUAAAACACUUUCUUUGACAUAAAUCACAUCCAUAUAUCCACACCAGCUAAAAAUGAAUGAAUUACGUUACAUACAGUUAGGACACACUUUGUCAUUUAAUUGAAGUAGUGGUAGUGUACAUGUAAAGGAAAUUAGGUGAAAACGAUAUUCUGGUUUAAAAUAGUGGUUCUCAAACUUUCUUUCACGACCCACUUUGGAAGAAAAAUGUCCUUGCUCCACCGCCUCAACAGAAUUGUACAUUCUGUGCUUUUUCAAAUAAUUGAAUAAACAAAAUAAUGUUCAAGUAAACAAAAUUGUUCCAUCAGACACAACAAAUGAAAUGUACAAGCAUCUUGUUAGUACAACGCAAAUAAUGUUCUAUCUGUGCAAAGAAUAACAAAUAUUUGGUAGAAAAUAGUUAUUUGUGGCCGUAAUUAACCUGUUUUGCAAGAGCAAGAUCUAAAUAACGUUUGACAAAAAAAAAAAAAUUCAGAUUUUCCCAAUGCGUUCCACCUGUAAUACAACUGCUCAUAUGUCGUUCAAGUAAUUCCCCUUAAAUUGUAUGUGGCAAAAUCCCCUGUGAUCAUCAAAAAUCCAAAAUCAAGAAUCCCUUUUUCCUCAUUCAUCCCAGUGCUUUUCCCCCAGACCAGCUUUGUCGACAAACCUGCCAUCCUGUGGAGCAGUUUUCCACAUUUGGCUUAUUAUCAUUGAAAAUGCACUUGUGCUUUUAAGGUUUCUCAAAAAAAAAAAAA
Molecule: messenger RNA, 2137 nt
Organism: Gasterosteus aculeatus aculeatus (three-spined stickleback)
Lineage: Eukaryota; Metazoa; Chordata; Actinopteri; Perciformes; Gasterosteidae
Gene: ribc2
Product: RIB43A domain with coiled-coils 2
Source: RefSeq, a predicted model, not a curated record